Molecule: messenger RNA, 669 nt
Organism: Hemisphaericaspora subhashii
Lineage: Eukaryota; Fungi; Ascomycota; Pichiomycetes; Serinales; Debaryomycetaceae
Gene: NAT4
Product: Nat4p
Exons: 1
Coding region: 1-669 (222 amino acids)
Cellular component (GO): nucleus
Molecular function (GO): protein N-terminal-serine acetyltransferase activity; histone H2A acetyltransferase activity; histone H4 acetyltransferase activity
Source: RefSeq, a predicted model, not a curated record
AUGAAGAUCAAGUGUAGAAUAAAUGGAGAAGAACUUCAAGAAUUCGACGAGAGGAAUGCUAUAUUGAUGGAUCAUAUAGGGGAUAAUUUGGUACAGGAACUGAAGAAAGAAUUUGAACUUGAUGGAUUCGAGUCUCACUGCCUCCUAGGAGAAGACCUCCCUGAUGAACAAUUGGAGCAGUUUUGUGAUUUGAUAGAAGAAGGACUAGGCGAAUUAUACAUCCGUCAUAAAGGGGAAGACUGGAAGCUGGAAAAGGAAUUCGAAUUGACAGAACCGGGAUUAGCAGUGGUAUGGUUUACAGAAAAAGCCUCGGAUGACUUGGUUGGGUUUCUUGCGUUCAAAGUUUGUUUAGACGAUGAGGACAAAUUAGUUUUGUACUUGUAUGAAAUUCACAUAUCCGAGGCAUUCAAAGGCAUGGGCCGUGGAAGUUCCUUAAUCAAACAAUUUCAUGACUUUUGUGUGCUUCUACAUUCUUCACACAAUCCGCUAUAUAAGCAUCUACAAGGAACUUCUCUAACUGUGUUUGCCGAAAAUUCAAGGGCCCACCAAUGGUACACAAGUUUAGGUUAUUCUUUGACCAAGGGUUCGCCCAGGGAUAAAGUUUUGAGAAGCGGUAAAGUGAUUAAACCUGCUUAUUAUCUAAUGAGAAGGAAACUCAAAAGAGAGUAA